CACAAAACUGAUACUGACUGGCUCUCGCACGUGAGAUUGGAUUUCCGAAAAAAUUAUAUUAUUAUUGUAGAAUUUAAACUGCAUUUACUGGGUUACGACUUACGAGUUAAGAAAAAUAUCUCAAUUAGUUUUCAUUGCCUUUUCACACUUAUCAUUAUUAGUUGGUGAAACAGUCGUUUGGAUCGAAAGAGCUGUUUUCGUUUGUACCUUUUGGUUCCUUUCGAGUGUAGACGAAUUUUUUGUUACCGAGUAUACAUUUAUGCUGUUAGCUGUCAAUAAGUUAUUUUGUGAUCUGUACUGUUGGUGUCAUGUGGGGUUUCUGAAUUCUUAAUAUUUCCAAAGAAAUGGCCAAUAUCCAACUGUCAAUCAACCCCUCAGUGAAAGCAGCUAUUUUUGAAGCGCUGCAAGCUGGUGUUAGUGAAAAUACAGCCUUGAUUAAGGAGGCAGAAAUUUAUUUGAAAACUGUUGAGAGUACUCCUGUUUUCCACCUAACAUUGAUUGAAAUUAUCACAAACACUUCAGUUGAUGUAAAAGUGCGUUGGCUGGCUUCUGUGUACUUCAAAAAUGGGAUUGACAGAUAUUGGCGUAAAAAUACAUCCAAUUCAAUUCCUGAAGGUGAAAAAUCUGUUUUACGGCAGAAACUGAUUGGUCACAUACAUGAACCUGUCCUACAAGUUGCUACACAACUAGCCAUCAUCAUUUCUAAAAUUGCAAGAUAUGACUAUCCCAAGGAAUGGCCAGAAUUGCUGCCUUCCCUCUUGCAUCUUGUGAGAACUGAAGAUGAUUUGGUUCAACAAAGAGCCUUGCUGUACUUGCAUCAUGUGACAAAAUCUCUUGCCUCUAAAAGACUGGCAGGUGAUCGACGCGCGUUCCAGGAUCUGAGUUCCGAAAUGUACAGCUAUGUUUACGCCCUUUAUAGUCACCUGAGUCAAACGCUUCUGCAACAAAUGGAGGCGGGUAAUGCUGAAAUAGUUGGGGCUACGAUGGAGAAAGCAUUACUGUGUUUGCGCGUUAUGCGUAAAUUGACUGUUCAUGGUUUUAAGACACCUCAUCAAACCAAUACUGUUAUGGAAUUCGUUCAGAGUUUGUACGAGCGAAUUAAAAACCUUCUCCAAUACCGUCAAGUUGUUCUUUCCAAUGACACAUUGUUGGCGUUGUGCGAAAAAUAUUUGGUUGUUCAUUGCAAGGUUCUCCGGGAUCUCCUCGACUUCCAUCCUUUUUCCUUUGUCCCGUUUAUCCGUAUGACCGUAGAGUUCGUUCUUCACUAUUUGUUCCAACCAGAGAACCAAGUUCUACUCUUCGAUUCCUUUGUUGUGCAGUCCCUAAAUCUGGUGAAGGGCAUUGUACUUUGUGCCGAAUAUAGACCAGCAAAGGUUAUCGAAGAUACCAAAGAGCCUGCCACUCUUGAGGCCUAUCGCAUAAAGUCGGAAGUUUUUACACCUGAAUCACUCUCAUUGAUGUGCCGUCAAUUAAUUGAAAAUUAUUUGCUGCUGUCGCAAGAGGAUCUACAUGUCUGGGAAACAAAUCCGGAAGAAUUUGCCGCUGAAGAAGGUGGGGAAGCUUGGAAAUACAGUCUUCGGCCUUGUACGGGAUGUUUAUUUCUAAGUCUCUUCCACGAAUAUCAAUCGAUCUUGAGUCCCGUACUGAUUUCGAUGCUUAACGAGAGCAUGGGACUGAUACCACCAGAUGAUAUGAAUCGUAUAAUCAAGAAGGAUGCUCUUUACAAUGCUAUUGGACUUGCAGCCUUUGAAUUAUUCGAUGAGGUGGAUUUUGAUCGCUGGUUUAGUCAGGUUUUGUUGCAAGAACUUCGCGUUAAAGAGAAUAACUACCGUAUUCUACGACGAAGGGUGGUCUGGCUGUUGGGUCGUUGGAUUGGUGUUAAACUAUCGGUUGACCUCCGACCCUUGAUUUACGAGACGGUCCUUGGUUUAAUGGAACCCAGCGAAGAUCUUGUCAUUCGACUGUCUGCUGCUGUGACAUUACGAUCAGCUCUGGAUGACUUUGAGUUCAACGCCGAGCAAUUUCUUCCGUUUCUAGAACGCUCUUUCUCAUUGUUAUUCACUCUUUUGAAAGAGACUGAAGAAUGUGAAACCAAAAUGAAUGUGUUAAAUGUGAUGUCGCUUCUCAUCGAAUUACUGGGGAACCAAAUGAAGCCUUUUCUCGGUACGUUGCUGCAACUCCUUCCCGCUUUAUGGGAUGCUUCUGAGGAGCACAAUCUUCUACGGUGCGCUAUUAUUAGCACCCUCGUUCAUGUUGUUAAGGGAGUAGGAAGUAAUACUGAAGAUCUGCUUCAUUGUCUGCUACCAGUUGUGGCCUACAGUACUGACUCUGAGCAACCUGCCCAUGUAUAUUUGCUGGACGAUGCUUUAGCUUUGUGGCAGGCCAUGAUCGAAUCAUUGUCUCAGGCUAAUCCUCAAGUACUGCAGCUGUUGAACAAUAUGCCCCAGCUUCUAGAACUAGGAUCUGAAAAUCUCAUUAUAUGCUGCGAUAUUCUUAAGGCAUACAUAUAUUUGUGCCCUGAUGAAUUUUUUGCGAUGUACGGAUCUCGCAUCGUCAAUGUUCUAAUGGAACAAAUUGUCGACAUGCGUCCCGAAGGUGAAAUAAGAGUUAUGUCUGUGAUAGAGAGCAUGCUUGUUAAUCGUCCAGAAACCGCAGCAUCAAUCGUUUCUCCCAUUUUACCAUUCGUGGUUUCGAGCUUAUUGGAUGGAUCAAGCACAGCUUUGAUUAUCACCUCCUUCUUUUCGGCCAUAUCUCGGGUUGUGCUUGCUUCCAAGGAUAUUUUCUUCCAAGUAAUUGCAGAAGUUGCUCGAAGAGAAAAACAAACCCCUGAGUUUGUACUGGACAAGUUUAUGACUCUAUGGAUUGACAAAAUGUCCAGCGUUUUCGCAUUAGAAAAGAAGAAACUCCUGGCUAUUGCGUUGGCUUCCCUUUUGACUUGCCAAUCAGAUAUUAUUUUGGACAAAGUAUGUGGACUUUUUAUGCGCAUCUGUGAAACGAUCAAUGACAUAUUGCCACCGACUGAUUCCGGGGAAGAAAUCGAUCGAUUGGUGUACACCCCUGGACAUGUUCAAGCUGAUGAAGGAGAAGAGGAAGUUGACAAUGAGCACUUAAAAAGAUACAUUUCUACUCGUCGCUCCUUGGAUCCAGUUUUCACACUUCCGCUUCCUACAUACUUUCGCAGUCAGAUAUCGCAGUUGGAGGCACAAGUUGGUUCAUCCCGCUUUCAAGAAAUGACGCAGACAGUCGAUAAUGAAACUUUGGAAAUGAUGCGAAAUUUCCUCGGCUCUCAUCCUCGCAACAACCAAUUGUGAAAAUUCAGUCUUGUCUAUGUAUUCUUACACCAUCGAUAUCCUUGCAAACUACUCCCUUCCAUUUUUGAAGCUCUUAAAUUAGCAUUUCAGUAACCCAUCAUGAAUACAAAAGACUAUGUUACAUAUUGUUA
Messenger RNA from Daphnia pulicaria, 3442 nucleotides. It is a transcript of the gene Impbeta11, whose product is annotated as importin-11-like. The transcript is spliced from 20 exons. NCBI's taxonomy places the organism in Eukaryota, Metazoa, Arthropoda, Branchiopoda, Diplostraca, Daphniidae. Bases 345 to 3311 code for a protein of 988 amino acids. The record is from RefSeq and is a predicted model, not a curated record. Gene Ontology annotation, molecular function: small GTPase binding. Gene Ontology annotation, cellular component: cytosol; nuclear envelope. Gene Ontology annotation, biological process: protein import into nucleus.